AAUUGGCUGAACAAGCGUCGUCUGUCUAUCCCCCGCACAGGGGGAAGAGAGACUGACAGUCAGAGGCAGCCUGAGGUCGUAGUGCAGAGCUUUUCUCCAUCAUAAGGUGCAGAGUCCACUUUUCUGCUCAAUGCUUCGCCUGUCCUUACACCGCUUGCUGUCCAUAUCACCUCGUGCUGGAGGAUCCUUCAUAAUGCAGAGUGUAAGGGGGGUGCAGACCCCUCCAAAACUUCAAGGCAAAGUGGCGCUAGUAACGGCAUCAACAGAUGGGAUCGGUUUGGCUAUUGCUCGGAAGCUUGCUCAGGAUGGAGCACGAGUUCUGAUUAGCAGCCGGAAGCAGGAAAAUGUUGAUAAAGCUGUGAGAGAACUUAAAGAACAAGGACUAGAUGUUGAAGGAACAGUCUGUCAUGUAGGUCGGAGUGAGGACAGAGAAAGACUAGUGAAUACGGCUGUCGAGAAGUUUGGAGGGGUUGAUAUUCUUGUUUCUAAUGCUGCAGUUAACCCCUUUUUUGGAAAUAUGUUGGACUCUACUGAUGAGGUUUGGGAAAAGAUUUUAGAUAUAAAUGUUAAAGCUGCAUUCCUUCUGGUGAAGCUUGUGGUGCCCAAAAUGCAGGAAAGAGGAGGUGGCAGUAUUGUGAUUGUUGCUUCUGUGGCUGGAUUUACACCAUUUCCUGCUCUGGGCCCAUACAGCGUCAGUAAGACUGCACUGCUUGGCCUUACCAAAGCUCUUGCACCAGAGUUGACACCUCUAAACAUCCGAGUGAACUGCCUUGCACCGGGGCUCAUUCGCACCAAAUUCAGCUCAGCUCUAUGGCAAAACAAGUCUGGCUUGGAUCAACUAACAACUGCUCUGGGUAUUAGCAGGAUCGGGGAGCCGGAAGAGUGUUCCGGAGUAGUGUCUUUCCUCUGCUCUCCUGAGGCCUCAUAUAUAACUGGAGAGACGGUAGUGGUUGCGGGAGGAGGACACUCUCGACUAUGAAAAAUUCAUUUAUCCUUAUGUUGCACCAUUCAACGUGUCGUGUCCAUACAAUAAACAUUACAAUUUGCUACAUGCCCAUUUUAUAUCAUGUAGUUGGUAAUUGCAUUGUGAAAAGAAUUUUAUGAAAAUGUGGUGCCACUUCAUACAGUAGCACUGAUGGAAUUGAAGAAAAACAUCAAUAGGCCAUGUUCAGCCUGUAUGUGAUUAAGUGACAAGCUGAUUUAUGUCACCAAGGUUUACUUACAGAAUGUCAAUUAAGUCUGAUUAAUGUGCACUGCUGCCCACCCACAUCCUACUAAUGCUGCAAUUGUUGGCCUUUGUACAUUUAUGACAGACACACCUCGGAAGUAUGAAAUAUAUUUUCUUAUUAAUAAAACCUUUAUGAAGAAAA
This is a messenger RNA of Rana temporaria (common frog), 1370 nucleotides long. RefSeq names its product dehydrogenase/reductase SDR family member 4-like. The transcript has 9 exons. NCBI's taxonomy places the organism in Eukaryota, Metazoa, Chordata, Amphibia, Anura, Ranidae. The record is from RefSeq and is a predicted model, not a curated record. Gene Ontology annotation, molecular function: carbonyl reductase (NADPH) activity. The coding region runs from base 131 to 979 and encodes 282 amino acids.